Knipowitschia caucasica is the source of this 1071-nucleotide messenger RNA. The record is from the annotation of a GenBank genome assembly. NCBI's taxonomy places the organism in Eukaryota, Metazoa, Chordata, Actinopteri, Gobiiformes, Gobiidae.
AUGAGUUUGUGGGUAGAUAAAUACAGACCCAACUCCCUGGGCAAACUUGACUAUCACAAGGAGCAAGCUGAGCAGCUGAAAAACUUGGUCCAGUGUGGUGACUUUCCACAUUUGUUGGUCUAUGGCCCGUCGGGAUCUGGAAAGAAAACCCGAAUUAUGUGUUUGCUGAGGGAGCUGUAUGGGGCUGGAGUGGAGAAACUGCGAAUUGAGCAUCAAAGUGUUGUGGCUCCAUCAAAGAAGAAAAUUGAAAUCAACACCAUAGCAAGCAAUUACCACUUGGAAGUGAACGCCAGUGAUGCAGGAAAUCAGGACCGUGUCGUAAUUCAAGAACUGAUCAAAACCGUGGCUCAGUCUCAGCAGAUCCAGUCCAACACCAUGAGAGACUUCAAAGUGGUGAUUCUGACGGAGGUGGACAGACUGACCAAAGACGCCCAGCAUGCUUUGCGUCGCACCAUGGAGAAGUACAUGUCGACCUGCCGCCUCAUCCUCUGCUGUAACUCCACGUCCAAAGUCAUCGGUCCGAUCAGAAGCAGGUGUCUGGCCAUCAGAGUGCCCCUCCCCAGCACAGAAGAAGUGUGCACUGUGUUGGCUGCUGUCUGCAAGAAAGAGGGUCUCAAUCUACCUCCUGAGUUGGCGAAGCAGAUCUCAGAAAAGUCCGGUCGGAACCUUCGCAAAGCUCUGCUGAUGUGUGAGGCCUGUCGAGUUCAGCAGUAUCCGUUCUCCACAGACCAGGAAGUGCCAGAGACGGACUGGGAGGUCUAUCUGAGAGAGACGGCCAACGCCAUCGUGAGCCAACAGACUCCUCAGAGGCUGCUGGAGGUGAGAGCCAGACUGUACGAGCUGCUGACUCACUGCAUCCCCCCUGACGUCAUCAUGAAGGGUUUGGUGACGGAGCUGCUGAGUAACUGUGACGGACAUUUGAAGACGGAGGUUUCUCACAUCGCGGCGCACUACGAGCACCGGCUGCAGCUCGGGAACAAAGCCAUCUUUCACCUCGAGGCCUUCGUCGCCAAGUUCAUGGCCAUCUACAAGAAGUUCAUGGAGGACGGCCUGGACGCCAUGAUGUUUUAA